CUUGACUUCUUGUUGAUGUGCAGCUGUACCGCAGAUUGUGAAGUUGAUUUUCUUUUAGUGAAUGUGGACCACACGAUAUGCAGAGAGAACCUUGGUUAAAACGAGUUGCAGAGAGAGCAUUGAAGUCUUGCGUUGGCUAUCAUUUUGGAAGCUUUCUGUAUUUCUUUUACGCGAAUAAAUAAAGUGAAUUAACGAUAUAAAAAGUGUAAUUGUCACAGUGCGCAGAGGGUACCACAAAUUGGCGACGAGUGCUGGGAUCAUCCAGUGAACGAAGUUAUCCAAUUGCAAUUUGAUACUUGAAGACUUCCUAAGGAAAGCAAAUUAUUUCGACAUGGAUAGAUGGGAUCUUCCUCCAUUUACAUUCAAGGGACUUCCGCAGAAUGAAGUUCGCGAACGAUGGAUACGAUACAAGCGCCAAUUCGAUUACAUGGCUCUUGCGAAUGGAACAACCAAUAAAACCCGCUUAAAGAACAUUUUUCUAUCGCGAGCGGGCCCAGAUGUACAGGAAGUUUUCACCAGUAUUCCUGGGGCCGAUGUGGAAGAAAGGAUGGGAGUUGACCCUUUCCAGGUCAUGAUUGGAAAGUUGGAUCUGUAUUUCGCCCCAAAGGAGCAUGAGGCUUAUCAAAGGCUUCAAUUCUGGAUGCUGAAGCCAAAGGACAAAGAUGAAACAUUCGACAAGUUCUUGCUCAGAACUGCCGAGAUGGCGAGUACAUGCAACUUCGGGAACAGCUUGCAAGAAAGCAGAGAGAUUAGCGUGAUCGACAAGCUGAUUCAAACUGCUGCUCCAGAACUACGGGAGAAGAUUCUUCAACAGGAAAUUUUAAAUAUUGACGUCGUCACUAAACUUAUAAAUGCACAUGAGUCGGUAAAAUUCCAGUCACAACAAUUUGCCACGGUUAACUCGAAUUUAUCUAGCGAAGUUGUGGUAAAUAGGGUUCGGAGUUAUCCUCGAAAUGAAUAUCGAACCGAUUUUCGAAAUGAGUUCCGAAACACGCACAUCUUUCAGAAAUCCACAUCGAGUCGAACUUACAGCUUGCGAUAAGUGUGGCUAUAAAGAUCAGCGACAUCCUGGUCGGAAGUGUCCAGCCAUAGAUAGAAAUUGUCUAAAAUGUGGAAAACGAGGACAUUUUGUGCAUUACUGUCCUGAGAAAUACGGGUCACGAAAGCGUCGUUUUCAACCAUAUGAAAACAGCUAUAAAUUCAACCGUCCAGCUAUCAAUAAGGUAGAUACGGAGGAAAACGAAGAAUCAGGUAAUUUUUUGAACUACAUAAUUAACAGUAAUAACGGAGAAGAAUUUUUAUGGGUAACGAUUGGCGGAGUAAUGGUGCAAGUAUUGAUUGAUUCCGGCUCUCAAUACAAUAUCAUUGACGAUGUGACGUGGAACAAAAUGCUGGCAGAAGGUUUAGAGCAUAAAAAGAAGCACAACGAUAGCAAAAUUUUCAGAGUUUACGGAAAAUAUUUCCGACCACUUGUUACCCAAAACGUAUUUGAAGCUGUCAUAUCAAUAGAGAACGACACUAGACAAAUGAAGAUAUUAGCUACAUUCUAUGUUAUUGAAGGAGGCUCUCAACCACUUCUUGGCCGUGCAACUGCCAAAGAAUUAGGAGUGUUGGUAUUGGGUUUGCCAAGUCCGCGUGAAACAGCUGAAGUUUUCCAGGUGACAUCAACUACACAGGUUUUUCCGAAAAUAAAAGGAAUUCAGCUUAGAAUAUCCAUAGAUUCAUCAGUGACUCCGGUUUGUCAAAGCGUUAGAAGGCCACCACUUGCUUUAAUGGAUAAAAUCGAAGAAAAACUCCAUGCUUUACUAGCUUCCGAUAUAAUUGAACCAGUUCGACAAUUUAGUCCGUGGGUAUCUCCACUGGUGACUAUUCUCAAAGAUAAUGGAGAUCUCCGCCUAUGCGUUGACAUGCGUAGGGCCAACAUGGCUAUUAAACGAGAAACGCAUCCUAUGCCGACCUUCGAUGAUUUUCUUCCGCGGUUGAAAAAAGCUCGUAUUUUUAGUAGGCUGGAUAUUAAAGAAUCGUUCUAUCAAAUGGAAUUACAUGAAGACUCACGACAUAUCACUACUUUUAUCACGCAUCUGGGCAUUUUUCGAUUUAAAAGAUUGAUGUUUGGCAUUUCGUGCGCGCCGGAAAUGUUCCAAAAAGGCCUAGAACAAAUUCUGGCAACUUGCAACAAUACUAUAAACUUCAUAGAUGACAUUCUAAUUUUCGGACAUGACUUGAUAGAACAUGAUAAGGAACUAAACAAAACGCUAACUACGCUAAAAACCGCAGGCGUUUUAUUAAAUCACGAAAAGUGUCUAUUUCGAGUUCCGGAAGUUACAUUUCUAGGCCAUAGGCUAUCUGCAAAGGGAAUGCAACCUACUGAUGACAAAAUCACGGCUCUAAAAACCUUCAGAGCUCCACGAACUUCCGAGGAAGUACGACUUAGGCUUGGUUACUUAUGUUGGCCGGUUUCUCCCAAAUUUAGCAACAACGACUGCUCCGCUGCGGGCGCUUAUAUGUUCGGGGGUAAAAUUUGUUUGGACUUCGGAACAUGAAGAAAGUUUCUGCAAACUGAAGGAAAUGGUCGCUGAUAUUAAAAUGUUGCACUUUUUCGACAAUACAUUACGAACAAGGGUAGUUGCUGAUGCCUCGCCGGUUGGUUUGGGCGCCGUCCUCUUACAAUUUGAAGACCACCGAUUAGAUUCCAGUCCCCACAUCAUCAGCUAUGCGAGUAAAAGCCUCAGCGAAACUGAGAAACGUUAUUGCCAGACCGAAAAAGAGGCUCUCGCACUGGUCUGGGCGGUUGAACGUUUUUCAGUUUACCUUCUCGGACGAACAUUUGAGCUAGAGACUGACCAUAAGCCAUUAGAAACCAUUUUCUCACCAAAUUCCCGACCAUGUGCCAGAAUCGAGCGGUGGUUGCUACGAUUGCAGUCUUUUUCAUUCAAGGUCAUUUAUCGUAAAGGUUGUAAUAACAUAGCAGAUUCACUAUCAAGGCUCUCACAGAACAAAAGUGCUGCAGACUUCGAUAGAGAUAGUCCAUUUUUAAUUCUGGCAAUUAAAGAGUCAGCGGCCAUCGAUACUGGUGAACUAGAUAAAGCGUCACGGGAUGAUCAAGAGUUAAAAGCGGUGAGAGAAUGUCUAAUCAACAACAAUUGGAAAAAUCCAUUAGCAAAACCUUAUGAGAUCUUCAAAACCGAAAUCGGUUUUACAGGAGACACAUUAAUUCGACGGAAUAAACUGAUUGUACCACGAGCUUUGCGAAAUAGAAUGCUAGAACUUGCUCACGAAGGCCACCCAGGAGAGAGCGUUAUGAAACGCAGAUUACGCGACCGUGUUUGGUGGCCCGGAAUGGAUCGGGAAAUAGAGAAGAAUGUAUCCUCAUGUGAAGGUUGUAGGUUGGUGUGUGUCCCGAAUAGACCUGAACCGAUGGAGAGAAGACCUCUUCCGAAUGGGCCUUGGAUCGAUAUCGCAUUGGACUUCAUGGGUCCACUGCCAAGUGGUGAAUAUUUGCUAGUUGUCAUUGACUACUACAGCCGCUACAAGGAGGUAGAAAUAAUGAAACACAUAACUGCUGAGGACACCAUAAACCGACUGCGAAAAAUUUUCACCAGAUUGGGAUACCCAGUGACAAUAACUCUGGAUAACGCAAAGCAAUUUCUGAGUAAUACUUUCGAGAAUUACUGUACGCAAAACAAAAUUCAUCUUAACUACUCAACCCCUUACUGGCCUCAAGAAAACGGACUCGUGGAACGACAAAACCGUUCCUUAUUAAAGCGACUGCAAAUAAGCCAUGCUUUGGGCCGAAACUGGAAACACGAUUUAGAAGACUAUUUGCUGAUGUAUUACACAACCCCGCAUUCCGUGACGAAAAAAACGCCAACAGAGUUAUGCUACGGACGAACAAUUCGAUCGAAAAUACCAUGCCUAACGGAUUUGGGAACCGGGAUAGCGGACGACGAAGUUCAAGAAAGAGAUAAAAGAUCAAAACUUAUUGGAAAGGAAAAAGAGGACAAGAGACGUGGAGCCAGAGUUUCAGAAAUUCAAGUCGGCGACACAGUUCUCAUGAAAAACUUACUUCCCGGAAAUAAGCUGACUAGCAACUUUGGUCCUAGUCCUUUUGUCGUGUCUAGAAAAAUUGGAUCACGUGUUGAAAUUAAAAACAAAUCUACUGGAAAAGUUUUUGAGAGAAACUCAAGCCACCUGAAACGAGUUGUUGAUUCUGAAGUCGUUUCGUCAAAUGAUUCAACACCAGAAGAUAGCCUUUCACGUUUUUCAAUCAUACCUCCAACCGUCGUAGCCAAUGAAGAAGAAGACACGGACAAUUCCCCUCAUUUCAGGAGCCGGAGAAAUGUGAAACCUCCUUCUAGGUUUCAAGACUACGUAGUCGGAGUUUUGGACAGCAAUCAAAGCGACUGAAGUUCUAAUCUAGAAAGAAAAGGAGAUGUGGACCACACGAUAUGCAGAGAGAACCUUGGUUAAAACGAGUUGCAGAGAGAGCAUUGAAGUCUUGCGUUGGCUAUCAUUUUGGAAGCUUUCUGUAUUUCUUUUACGCGAAUAAAUAAAGUGAAUUAACGAUAUAAAAAGUGUAAUUGUCACAGUGCGCAGAGGGUACCACAGUACUUCUUACUUAAUGAUCCCGCGCCGAUCCUCCGGUGCAUAGGGCCGUGGUAAAAGACCUCCACUGUUGACGAUCCGGAGCCAGCGUCUUCACCUGGUCCCAGUCAAGAUUCUCGUCGACAGUUCGGAUUUCAGCGGCUAGACUUCGCCGCCACGAAUUUCUGGGUCUGCCUCUUCUUCGAUGACCUUCUGGAUUCCAAUCUAGCGCCUCUCUGCAAAUCUCGUUUUCAUCUCUUCGCAGCGUGUGCCCAAUCCAUCUCCACUUACGUUCCCGAAUCUCGAUUUCUAGCGCCUUUUGAUGACACCGGCGAUGUAGUUCCUCAUUCGAGAUCCAGUUGCCAGGCCACCAAGCGCGGAUGAUAUUCCGCAGGCAGCGGUUUACAAAUACUUGCAGUUUUCGCGUCGUUACCGCAUAUGUGCACCAAGUUUCGCACCCGUACAGCAAUACGGAUUUGACGUUUGAGUUGAAGAUUCGGAUUUUUGUUCGUAGAGAGAUCUGGCGUGACCGCCAGAUGUUUCGGAGACUCGCAAACGCAAAUCGGGCCUUUCUGAUCCGUGUUUCGAUGUCUUUUCUGGUACCACCAUCAGGCGUAAUCUGGCUACCAAGAUACUGGAAGCACUCCACUUUCUCAACUUGUUGCCCAGCUACCAGGAAACAGGAGGGAUCUCCUGUGUUGAUCUCCAUCGACUUGGUCUUUCCGACAUUGACUUUGAGACCUGCUGCCUUGGAACUUUCGGUGAGGUCGUCGAGUUUGCUCUGCAUAUCUGGUUGUGUUUGGGCGAGCAAAACAAUAUCGUCAGCCAGGUCAAGGUCGUUCAGUUGCUCCAUUGUUGAAGGAUUCCACGGCAAUCCUCGGUUCGGUGCACAGUCAAUCGAUCCAAUCAGAAUCUCAUCCAUUACGAUUAGAAAAAGUAGCGGUGAUAGAAUACAUCCUUGUCUCACUCCAGCAGUUACCGGGAUUGGUUCGGACAAGACACCGUCGUGCAAGACCUUGCACGAAAAUGCCUCAUACUGUGCUUCGAUGAGAUGGACUAGUUUCUCUGGGACCCCUCGUCGCCUUAGAGCCGCCCAGAUGUUUUCAUGGUUAAGUCGGUCAAAUGCUUUUUCGAAAUCAACGAACACCAGCAGAAGAGAGUCCUGGAAUUCGUUGAUUUGUUCCAGUAUGAUUCGGAGCGUUGUGAUGUGGUCCACACAUGAUCGUCGAGAUCGGAAUCCAGCUUGUUGCCGUCGGAGUGUGGCGUCUAUUUUCUCCUGGAUCCUGUUCAGAAUCACUUUGCAGAGUACUUUGAGGGUUGUACAGAUCAACGUUAUGCCUCGCCAGUUACCGCACUCUGUCAGGUCUCCUUUCUUCGGGACCUUUACGAGGAUACCCUGCAUCCAGUCGGCCGGGAAUGUUGCAGUAUCCCAGAUGUCAGCGAAAAGACGGUGCAACAUUUGUGCUGAUAGGGCAGGGUCGGCUUUCAGCAUUUCAGCAGGGAUGCAAUCGAUCCCAGGUGCUUUGUUGGAUUUCAUGUUUUUGAUUGCCGCUUCUAUUUCAGCCAGCGAAGGCGCUUCCGAGUUGACGCCAUUUAUGCGACUUACUGUUGGCGCUUCGAGCUGCAGAUUCUGUUGGCCAUCGCUAUUCGUGACUCGGAAGAGUUGUUCGAAGUGCUCAGUCCAUCGUUUGAGCUGAUCUGUUCGAUCGGUCAAUAACUGACCUGCUCGGUCUUUUAGCGGCAUUCUUGCAUUAGUCCUUGCACCACUGAGGCGGCGAGAAAUGUCAUAAAGUAAUCGGAUAUCUCCAUUGGCGGCGGCUCUUUCUCCCUCUUCGGCUAGGGAGUUUGUCCAGGCUCUCUUGUCUCGUCUACAAGCUCGUUUAACUGCCUUUUCCAGCUCCGCAUAUCGUAAGCGGGCGGCUGCUUUGGCUGACCCGGUACAUGCCUGCUCAAUUCCGACUUUCGCCUUUCUCCGAUCAUCGACCAUCCUCCAAGUUUCAUCCGACAUCCAUUCACUCCUUCUUCCACAAACUUUACCGAGAGUACCAUGGCUCGUCGUGAUAAAGGCAUUCUUGAUUCCACACCACUGUUCUUCGACUGUUCCGUCUGUCGGCAGCUCCGAGGCUCGGGAUUCUAGCUGUUCAACGUAUGCCCUUUUCACCUCUGGAUUCUCCAACCGGCGGACGUCGUAACGACACCCGACUUUCUCCUCGCGCCGUUGGACACGUGCAACUCUCAGUCGUAUCUCGCCAAGGACGAGGUGAUGGUCAGAUGCAAUGUCUGCGCUUCGCUUGUUGCGGACAUCAAGAAGGCUCCUUCUCCAUUUUCGGCUGAUGCAGAUGUGGUCAAUUUGAUUUUCUGUUCGGCCAUCUCGGGAUACCCAAGUGACCUUAUGUGCUGGUCGAUGGGGGAAGAGCGAUCCACCGAUCACCAUGUUGUUGUUGCCACAAAAUUCUACAAACAGCUCUCCGUUUUCGCUCAUCUGUCCUAGGCCAUGGCGCCCCAUGAUGCGCUCAAGGUCCUGAUUGUCGGAGCCAAUCUUUGCGUUGAAGUCGCCCAAAUGGAUUUGAAUGUCACCCUUCGGAAUUCUCUCAACCACGCUGUUCAGUUGACUGUAAAACUGCU
Uranotaenia lowii is the source of this 7209-nucleotide messenger RNA. RefSeq lists its product as uncharacterized. The transcript is spliced from 4 exons. The record is from RefSeq and is a predicted model, not a curated record. Lineage: Eukaryota; Metazoa; Arthropoda; Insecta; Diptera; Culicidae. Bases 2569 to 4407 code for a protein of 612 amino acids. Gene Ontology annotation, biological process: DNA integration. Gene Ontology annotation, molecular function: nucleic acid binding.